AUGUUUCGCGACGGCUUGGCGGUUUACGGCCCAACACCUACAGAACUACAAGGGCUGUUAGAGAGGUCGCAACAGUGCCGUAGAAAAAUUCGUCUUCUGCAGACUGCAAUGGAGUCCCGGUUAAAUGAAGUACUGGACGCAAAGGUCACAGAAUACAGAAACUACUUAGAUACUGUUGGUUUGGGCCAUGCAUCGGCAUCUUUGUGGCAUGACCCGAAGAUUGACCUUGACCGCGAAAGACGUGUGGCCCACGGGCAGGCCGUGAAACGGUUCAACGUCGCGCUGCAAGCACAGCAGACAAAACGGGAAUUGGAACAGCAGGACGAAUCAGAACCAAGACUGCGUUUGGCCGAAGUGCGUGCAAUGGAACAGGAACGGGCGCAUUUAGUUGCUGCUCUUCCAAAACCGGCUCCACCACCCUACGACCUAGACGCACCAGCUCGAGCUCCAAAACAGUCAGUUCUUGUUCUAGAUGCAGAAUCCCAAAACACAGCCGCCGUUUACACAGCUCCAUCUACGGUGUUCAUGACCACUUCGACGAAAGAUAGUUCCGACAAAACUUCAAAUGAAGCACAGGAUGCUGUGUCCUCAGCGCAAAUGGAAGAAGACAGGUUCUUGCUCGCACAACAAGCCAGUAGUGUGCGCACCAAGGAGGAGCUUAUCAAAGCGGACGUACGAGGACACGAGGCACUGAAGCGAGAACGUGUUCAACAGCAUUACCGGACCCUACUUGACCGGAUGGAUGAACUUAGUCGUACUGAAGCCGCUCGACUCCGUUCAGAGGCGAAGAUGAUGAAACCCAACGAUGAACACGUCGUGAAACGGCGCCUGGAAAAAGUGUUCGAAAAAGAGAUAUUGCAACAACUAUCCGACACAAGACAGCAACCUGACAAUGCGGAGUUUCCUAAUUCUUUGGAUCACGUAGUACGUGCCUCAAGACCCUCCGUUUGGGACGAAAUGGACGAAAAUGCUGCGGUAUCUGAUGACCUUCAAACAAGUGGGGAGACAAAACGUGGAGUCUUAACCUCUCGCGAAAAUCUCAUGCAAGAAGUGAGAAAAGAUGCAGAAGCUACUCACGUGCCUACUUCAAAGCCUUCCUGGACGUCUCCCAAUGCGCUCCCCGCUGUCCCUAUUCGAAAUGACAGUGGUUCCGCUAGUUCAGGUGACGUAAGCCAGCAAAUGCGUGGGACGCCGAGAACUGGUUUUAUUUCUCCAGAAGCCAAAAGCCUCAGCGAUUCGUGUCUUACACUGUCAUUCGAAGGUAAUCUCCGGCCCGGCGCCGAAUCACUCGUUCAUGACGAGCACUCAACGCUCUUCGUUGUUUCCCGACCAUCACUGAUUUUGAGGAACGAAUCUGCCAAUGAGCGAGACUUAGUGUCGAGCGCAACUCAUCGUGUCGACAAAUCACCGCGACUUCGUCUCGAAUCGGAUCUCAUUCGAGAGCAAGCCUUAUUAGAUGAAGAGUUGGCCACAAUCGAAUCGAGGUUGGCCCGUCUACGCAUGGCUGCUGCAACCAACGCUCAUAUCAGAGACGAAAACUUGUCAGCCGAGAGUGUGAAUGAACCGGUGUCCUUGGUUGCGAAGCAAGUGACUCCACGUGAGGCCUAUGUUGUUGAAGGCUUUGCUGCACAGGACAAUCCGGAUAAGAGCUCACGGGAAAUGCCGCCUGAAGUCUCUGAACCCUCAAUCCCAACCAAGCAACCCUUACUCAAAAGUCUGCCACAACCAUGUGUUGAACAACUUGCUGCUCUCGUCCGUUCCCAAGUGUCCUCGCUUCGUGCUCCAGUGGACUUACCCAGUCUCACUAGUCCGACUCUGGUAUCUUCAUCGUCAUCAUCGCUGGUUCAACCGGAUUCCUUCUCAGAGGUGCAACAUUCACCCGAUUCUGUCUCAGAUACCGUGUCUGAAGAUGUGACUCCAACCCCUCGAAAAUCAUCCUCAUCCAUCGGAAUUACCUUACCGGAAGAGGAACCACUGACUGACGACUUAUCUCCCUCCAAGGAGCCGGUGCUUGGAUUCCAACUUGAUUCCACCGGUGCUUUCCAGAGAAGUGAACCAACAAACUUGUCUGCCGUCUUGGCACCCAAUAGCUCUCCACCUAUUCCAGACGAUACGUUGAACUCUCGUGAAAGUGCUGAUGUACCCUCGAAUGUGCCCCUGGCACCUCGGUUAUCCCUAACUGGUUUGUCGGCUGACGAGCGGGCCGUGUUGAAAUCCGUCAACAAAUUGGCGGCCAGACUAACCAACGUGGCAAUCCACGAGGCCUCCAAGGAACUUGCCUCAUUGUCUGUUCCUGCAGACUCGACCUCGAUGCCACCGUUACCCACCUCCAGUAUGACAUUACCAACGGCACCGGAUCAAACUGGGGACUCCAAAUUUUCGCCUUCCUCAUCUUCCAGCUCAACAACCACCGGACUAAAUCAAGAGCCCCUUGUAUCCACUAGGCAGCCGAAUGAGAUCACCAGUCUUGAGCCGACCUGUACCUUUUCGUCGGAUUCGUUGAAAGCCGAGCUCCGUUCAUUGCUGACUUCAUCGUUGAUCAAUACGCUUCUCAGUCGGACAACGGAUUCCACCAUUUCCACUACUGGUUUGUCUGGGACGGACGUACUGCGCCGCAUUCUAAAUUCACAUGGAAAUCCAGUGACCAAUGGGGCCAGUUUAGACCUGCAAUCGACACAAGCUUUGCACUCUUCAAGCGACACUGCAAACUUUGUCGGAUCAAACGGAGAAGCUGCUCCCGCUGCUGUCACCUCACCUUCAUCUGUUUCCCCUAGCAGCGCAAGCCAGCACGAACAACCGUGUUCCGUUCCGGUUCACACUACGGAGGCUAUCGAUUCUUCUCCAUUGGACGAAAACACAACCCAUCCGCCAAGUUACCCUGUGGCGGGUGAUGAACUUCAAGCACCUCGUCUCUCAGAACAUGAGGCGGCCAUCAAACAGAUGAAAACCCGGGUUUUGCAUGAAUACAUCACGGUGAACAAAGAUUGGUUACUCAGCUUGGCAGGGCACAACACCAAGUUAAAGAGCUUUGGUACGGCGUCGUCCACAUCUGCAUCCAGUUCACGAACAUGCUCUUGUUCUUCGGCUUCGUUCCGUCAUCUGUCGGCAGCGGACGGUGAAUCUGAUGAGGGUCAUAGUUCCCCACAGGAUACCAAAACAGACGCGGCACUGUCGGCUUCCGCAACCUGGAACGCAAGCCAGCACCAGGCGACCCGUUCCCAACCCUCAACACUGACCUGGCAUUCUUCAUAUACGCCAUUCAAGCCACUUCCGCGUCUUGAAGAAGCCGUUUCGGAGGAGUCUGUACAAGAUUCUCUGACACAUCUUCCCGUAUUGGCUGAGAACGCUAACGCAGCGGUGGAUGCGUCCCGUACACCUUCCUCUUCGUGGUCAGGGAGUCGCAGGUCGGCUUCUGAGUUUGGUGCUCUUUCUCGGUGUUCUACCUCGAAUUCGAACCUCGAGUCCGCUCGACCCUCAACCCCCGUUCCUCCUGGGAGUACAGAAAAUUCACCAGGAUCAUGUUUAUCGUCUUCUGUGGAAAGAAAAAGCACAUCCGAGGAUACAACGUUACACCAACUACGCAAUCGUGUUCCAUCGACGCCGGCGGAACCCCAAGAGGUCGAAGUGGUUCCGUGUCUUGGGUCCAAUAUGUCUUCCGCGUCGUCCCACCUCCAUCCAGACAGCCUGAUUCGGGAACUGCUUGAUAGUGGAGAGGAUAACAGCUUUUGGCUGCUCAAUCAACCGCCUCCAGCUCGGCCGUCUUAUCAAACAGAACAACCUCCGGGCUUGGCAGCUCAGACACGGACCACAACCACGAUCGAUUCAAGUUUGGUGUGGGACGAUAUGGAGGGGGAUGGAUCCAAAGAACAUCUCUCCAGUCAAGCCUUGGUUGCUACCAGUGACCCAAAAGUUUGGCUUUUUUCCAGUGACCCAAAAGUUGCACAGAUUCGUUCCACCUACAUCAGUUUUGAGCACCGGGAAACGGCAAAGUGGAAUAUAAAACCAAGUCUUGGAAGCGAAGGCAUGUUCAGUUCGUUCGGAAAUCGGACUACAAAGUCACCCCUCAAGUAUUCCACACACCACCAGCACCAAUUAUAUUUUUCGGUUCGCUUUAGCACCCUUUCGAUGCCCAACUGUCAGGCCACCCAAAAGAAGUAUGAGGGCUGGGAUACCGCCAGGUUACCCAAGCUUAGACAGGGCAAGUCGAGAGGCAGAGGUCGGGUUCGAACCACGGACCUUCCGGUGGGGAAAUUCGUGCUCUAA
This is a messenger RNA of Opisthorchis viverrini, 4263 nucleotides long. RefSeq lists its product as hypothetical. NCBI's taxonomy places the organism in Eukaryota, Metazoa, Platyhelminthes, Trematoda, Opisthorchiida, Opisthorchiidae. The record is from RefSeq and is a predicted model, not a curated record. Bases 1 to 4263 code for a protein of 1420 amino acids. The transcript is spliced from 17 exons.